Messenger RNA from Zeugodacus cucurbitae (melon fly), 3236 nucleotides. It is a transcript of the gene Tim9a, whose product is annotated as mitochondrial import inner membrane translocase subunit Tim9. Bases 152 to 439 code for a protein of 95 amino acids. Lineage: Eukaryota; Metazoa; Arthropoda; Insecta; Diptera; Tephritidae. The record is from RefSeq and is a predicted model, not a curated record. The transcript is spliced from 3 exons.
CGUCUUGGCAUUUCAUAACCCAAAAACGAAAGACAAGUGCACGCGAAUUACAAGAUUUACCGCUUUAUAAUUUUUUAUAAAAAUUAUAUGAAAAAUAAAAGUUCAAAGAAAAUAAACUUAAGAUUUUUAGCAUAAAGAACAAAUAUUGAAAAUGGUGGAAGCGGGUCAAAAUGUUGCGAUCGAUAACUUGGAUAAGGACCAAAUGAAAACAUUCUCAGAUUUUCUGAUGUCCUACAAUAAAUUAUCGGAAAUGUGUUUCACAGAUUGCGUGCGUGAUUUUACUUCGCGUGUGGUCAAAGACAAUGAGGAACGCUGUGCACUCAAUUGUAUGGAGAAGUACCUGAAGAUGAAUCAACGUGUUUCGCAGCGUUUUCAAGAGUUCCAAAUGAUUGCCAAUGAAAAUGCCAUAGCGAUGGCACAGAAGUCUGGAAAACUGUAACGUGUUGUAAGGCAACGAACGAUUCAUUGGACGUUGAGCACAGUGAAAUUGUGUAGAAUAUUUUUUCAAGACCUAUAAGCAUUUCCUCCGAAGCGUACAUAUGUGCAUUUGUUAACUUCACUACCAUUGUUUAAUAAAAGGUAAUUCGUUACUAUUUUUGGAGUUUUAAAAUCUUACUCCAACAAAAGAAGUUGCAUUUUAUAUGCAAAUAUUUAUAACAAUAGUAGUCGUAGUAAAGUAGUUUUGUGUCGGGAAGAAUUUCUAACCCUCAUAUAAAAAAAGUAAUAAUUUUUAGUCCUCAGUCCGCUCGUUGACUGUAAUUUUUCAAUUAAAUAGUGAAAGUUCGUCUGACAGUACCUCAAGUAAUAAGAAUAACAGUAUACGAAAUACGUAUUGUUAAGUGUAAUUUUUUCAAGUAACAGUGAAAACAAAUAGAAAUCUUGACGGCUCUGCACAACUGCAAACAAAUCCUUGAAGUGCGAAUCAUUUGCCCCUAGGGCAAUGUAAAGUGUCGUGUGUCCGAAAGUAUUUUGAUUUAUGAACUUUUACAAUCAAUAUUUUUCCCAACUUAUCUCGUAACCAAGACAUUUAAAACACUCUUUAAACGCCGAUCAACAACCAUUUACCACGGCUACAAAAAAUAUGGAAUAAAAAUAACUUUGCUUGAGGCGAUGUACGCCGUAGUUCACUGCCCUGAUAAGCGGGCGCAUGGUUUUUAAACUGCUUAUUUGGCAUUUUUAUUUCCUUAAUAUUUCAUAUAAUAUAAAUGAUUUAAAUUACUAUUCGAAAUCUUAAGAGAAUGCGCAGUGGUUACAUAUAAUUAAUUCAUUAAUGAUAUCUUAGAGUUAUGAUAAUAUAUUAGGAUACGGACAAGUUGCGAACGCGUUUAACUAAAUAAUAUUAGAAAAAGAAAAACAUGAAUACGAAAAUUUAUUUAAAAAAAAUUUAAAAUAUGUGCAAUACAAUAUUUCAUAUAUGCUUUAUGCACCUAAAAUAAUAUAGAUAAAUAUUGAGAUUUUACCGUAUUGUGAUCAAUUGGCGAUUUAAUUACUAAUAACUUAAUGCACAUGUAACUUUUGGUAACUGCUGAAUACUAAAGAAAAGUACUAUUAACUAAGAAUGCUUGCGCUUGGUAGAGCUGACUCGUUGUAGACUUCUUACGAAAUGUGAAAUGAAUGAAAAUUCACUAAUAUGGUGUUUUUUAAUGUAUAGAACCACUUUCACCCUGAAAACCGUCUGUCUCGCUUAUUAAUGCAUACUCCAGAAUCACACGUCCUUCCUUGUAUCUAAAAAUGCGGAUUUCAAUUAAUUAAUUAGCAAUUAAAUUGUUUGCAAUAUUUCAACUUACUUUUGUGCAUCUUCAGUGGCGUAUUCAUACAUCCAGCCUAAUUUGGCAUCGCAGCUCUUACACAUUACAUCGCGCACCAUAUGGCGACCCGUAAGCAUUACACGCUCUUGGACAUUACUAAAGGUCAGAUUAACAACUCGCUUGAAAAGAUACGCACGACCUGCGAAAAAAACAUUAAACAAACAACAACAAUGUAGUUAGUCAGUGGUGAUAAGUAAUCAGUGCAAGCAAUCUCAGUCUGGCGCAAAUGCCACGACUCGUGUGUGUGGUAUUUCCUUAUCACAAAAAAGAUUUCACAGUUUAGCUUACCCGUUGCACCUGUAAAUCGUGUACUUAUCAAUUGGCUGCGAUUGGUAAGAUUUGUCAGGCACUGUGCGCAAUUGAACAGUUUCGAGCCGCCAAUAUGCUCGAGGAAAACACGGCCCAUAUUUAGUAUAUGUUAGACAAUUGUUUUUUUUUUUUGUUUUCGUUCUUAUAUUACAGUUGGUUACUGUAAAUCUUAUUUUCUUAUUUGUUUCACCACACAAAUAUAUUGUAAAAAAUAUUUUCUGCACACAAAUUCACAAGUUUUAUCGUCUAAAUGCGUUUGAGUCCACAAAUGACUGCAGUGGUAAUAGCAAUUGGUUUCACAAGUCGUACUGCUUAAUGCUGUUGAGAAACAUAGAAAAAUUGUGCCAUAUUAGGAAGAAAAGAAUGCAAUGAUGAAAUUUUAUUCUUUGUUAGCGAAUUUGGUAAUUUCUCUCUUAUAUAUUUACACUUUCUUUCUAUGCAUAUUGCGCUAUUUUAGCAUAUGUUCACUGCUGUUUUUUUACCUUUCAACGCGUGACUUUGAUCAAUUUCUACUACGUUUCAAUUAUCUAUUUGACUUUCCCGAUAUUUUUUCUUCUCUCUGUGUCGUAAUUUUCAAGUGCAAUUUCAAUUUAUUUUGACUAUUUUUUCAUUCUCUUGUUUAGACAAUAAAAGAACGGUAAAUAUUUUUGAAGUUGGCUGCAAUUGAGUGAAGAGUUGCCGGAGGGGGUUAAUUUUAUUGGCAAAAAUUGUUGCACUUGCAAUUUAAACUUGGAAAACAAUUUUUUUCUUUCGAAACAAUUAUUAAGAUUUAUUACAUUUUUUCUUCUAAUUAUUAUAAUAUAAAUUAUAAUACAUGCGAAUCGUAGGCUGUACCGUAAAGUUUAAUAUUGUUCUACCUUAAAGCUUAAAAAGUACGUUCCGCUUGCAACCCUGCAUUACGGCAUUUCUCAAACUCAGUUGACAGAUAAACAAACACAACAAACUUCACUUCUUUUUCUUUCUUUCCGGUUUAGGAUUUUGUGCGGUGUGCUUGUUCUCGACUUCGAGCUAAGGCCAAAUUUUCAAAUAAAUUCCAAUUUUUGGCGACUUGCACCAAUAAUAAUAAUUAAAAUACUUAAUAACCAUGUCUACAAAAGCUGAACUUGCUUGCGUCUACGC